AUGGAUGCAACCACCAGAAAUAGGACGCGACAACGACGGAAUAAACAGAAAACCGUCAUCGAUCCCGACUUCGGCCCUGCUUCAUUUCCUCCUCUACCACCAAAAACCGCGUUUUUCACCAAUUCACCCUGGGGAACUCUACUAGGACGGCCAAAAACCAACUUUCUCGAACAUCGAACCCGCAUGUUGAUGCCACAGGAUGAGCAAAUCAGAUACAGAGCGGCUUUCGCGGCGAACCAGGCAGAUCGGAAGGCGUACCGAGAAGCCUUGAAGCUGGAGAGAUAUGAGAAACUCAGGAAGGAGAAUCAGCUUCGUAGAGCGCUAGCGUCAAAGCAAGGAAGGAGGAUCGAAAGUCAUUUCGCUGGAAAAGACAAGGUAUUUGAUAAUACUGUUUCUAUUCUGGCAUCUUCUGUUCUGGCCUUCGCUGCAAAAUUCGAGUUCAAUAAUCCCGACAAUGAUCCAGCCAAGAAGGAUGAUUGCGUUGAUCUAGACGAAAGUACUGAGAAAUUUCUUGCACGGUUUCGACAUGGCGAGACAGAUCUUCAUCUACGAGCGUUGCUCUGGCAGAGGGAACAAGAGGCCAUACUCGCCAAAGAAACACUGGAAUUGAGUCAGGUUGAGGAUCUUUUGAGUACCGAGAGAGAAGAAGUUGCAACAACUUCGAAGGACGAUUACAUGCUGGAAAGGGAAGACCUGGAAAAUCCAUAUAUUCUUACAGAUUCGGAGCACGAUUAUAUAUCAGAAAAGAAGAAACCGGAGAAAUUAUAUAUUACAACGACUUGGGAGCAGGAAGACAUACCGCCAGUGGAGAAAAUAAAGUACCUGUCUGCCACAGAGACUUAUGAGCUGGAUUAUGGAUCGCCAACAGAAAGAGUGCCAUACACUAUACCGAGUCCGACUUGGAGGACGUUUUGCUUUGGUGCCAGCGAGAUCCCGCAGGAUGAGGUCGAUUGCGUAUCAUCAGUUGAUGAGUUGGAACAAAAGGUGGUCGAAGCAAGUAAGCGACUAAUAAACGGCAAAGCAGAAAGAUCCAAGAACAUCAUUCGAUCGCACAACACCAUACCCUACCUCUUACAGGCCCAGCAUCUUCCAACACCACAACACCCCCCAUCAUUCGACAACCAGAUAAGCUCCCCUGCAUCACCACAUCAAUCCAGUAUCCGAGGGUAA
Glarea lozoyensis ATCC 20868 is the source of this 1170-nucleotide messenger RNA. RefSeq lists its product as uncharacterized. The coding region runs from base 1 to 1170 and encodes 389 amino acids. The record is from RefSeq and is a predicted model, not a curated record. NCBI's taxonomy places the organism in Eukaryota, Fungi, Ascomycota, Leotiomycetes, Helotiales, Helotiaceae. The transcript has 5 exons.